AACCAUAUUUGAUGGUCUCAGAGUUGGACAUCCAUCUCUUCGAAGAUUGGUACCCUGAAGACCCAACCCCGAUCUAGACCAUAACAUCCUCAACGGGCUAUUUAUUUGUGCUGAGUAAGGCGACUCGCGCGAGGCCUGCCAACAUUGACGAUGGCCUUUGUUGCUGUUGGUUUUCUAGCUUCGAUCACGGUAGCAAUGAUUCAUAUCCUGGCAAGCGGCAAAAAGAACUGUGCUAUCCGUUGGAUUCGAAAGUCCGCACCAUGUAAACACGGGAUACUUCGGCUUCGCUUGAUUCCUCCUUGGCCUACGCCCAUCCUUGUCAUCAGUUGGCUUGAGCUAUAUUGCUGUUAUCCCACACCCAGACUCCCUAUACCUGAGGCCACUUGGCACCUUGAUCGCAUAUAAUAGUGUGGGGAAACAUGAAUCAAGACAGGAAUCAAGCGUCGUUACAACUGUGACACUACAAGCGGAACGGCCCAUAUUCCGUUAGCAGUUC
This is a messenger RNA of Cantharellus anzutake, 496 nucleotides long. RefSeq lists its product as uncharacterized. Bases 151 to 405 code for a protein of 84 amino acids. Lineage: Eukaryota; Fungi; Basidiomycota; Agaricomycetes; Cantharellales; Hydnaceae. The record is from RefSeq and is a predicted model, not a curated record. The transcript has 2 exons.